AUGGCGUCUUCGACCCCUUCUUCGUCCGCAACCUCCUCGAACGCGGGAGCGGAUCCCAAUACUACCAACCUGCGCCCCACAACGUAUGACACCUGGUGCGGUGUGGCCCAUGGAUGCACCAGAAAACUGGGGCUCAAGAUCUGCGGCUUUUUGCAAAGGACCAACAGCCUGGAAGAGAAGAGCCGGCUUGUGAGCGCUUUCAAGGAGAGGCAGUCCUCCAAGAACCUGAUUUCCUGUGAAAAUAGUGACAGGGAUGGCCGCUUCCGGCGUACGGAGACCGACUUCUCUAACCUGUUUGCUCGAGAUCUGCUUCCAGCUAAGAACGGGGAGGAGCAAACUGUGCAGUUCCUCCUGGAGGUGGUGGACAUACUUCUCAACUAUGUCCGCAAGACGUUCGAUCGCUCCACCAAGGUGCUGGACUUCCAUCACCCACACCAGCUGCUGGAAGGCAUGGAGGGCUUCAACUUGGAGCUCUCCGACCACCCCGAGUCCCUGGAGCAGAUCCUGGUUGACUGCAGAGACACCCUGAAGUAUGGGGUCCGCACAGGUCAUCCUCGAUUUUUCAACCAGCUUUCCACUGGACUGGAUAUCAUUGGUUUAGCUGGAGAAUGGCUAACAUCAACCGCCAAUACCAACAUGUUUACAUAUGAAAUUGCUCCAGUGUUUGUCCUCAUGGAGCAAAUAACACUUAAGAAGAUGAGAGAGAUAGUUGGAUGGUCAAAUAAAGAUGGUGAUGGGAUAUUUUCUCCUGGGGGAGCCAUAUCCAACAUGUACAGCAUCAUGGCUGCUCGCUACAAGUACUUCCCGGAAGUUAAGACAAAGGGCAUGGCGGCCGUACCCAAACUGGUCCUCUUCACCUCAGAACAUAGUCACUAUUCCAUAAAGAAGGCUGGAGCUGCACUUGGCUUUGGAACGGACAACGUGAUUUUGAUAAAGUGCAGUGAAAGGUAGGCAGGGGAGAUUCUACUUCCUUUGGAAAGGAGAAUGGUUAAAAAGACUAACCAUCUCGUAUCUCUUGCCUUAUAGGGAUAUGUUCCUCUUUAUGUCAAUGCAACUGCUGGCACGACUGUUUAUGGAGCCUUUGAUCCGAUACAGGAGAUUGCAGAUAUAUGUGAGAAAUAUAACCUUUGGCUGCAUGUCGAUGCUGCCUGGGGUGGUGGGCUGCUCAUGUCCCGGAAGCACCGCCAUAAACUCAGUGGCAUAGAAAGAGCCAACUCAGUCACCUGGAACCCUCACAAGAUGAUGGGCGUGCUGUUGCAGUGCUCUGCCAUUCUCGUCAAGGAAAAGGGGAUACUCCAAGGAUGCAACCAGAUGUGUGCAGGAUACCUCUUCCAGCCAGACAAGCAAUAUGAUGUCUCCUAUGACACUGGGGACAAGGCAAUUCAGUGUGGCCGCCACGUGGACAUUUUCAAGUUCUGGCUGAUGUGGAAAGCAAAGGGCACAGUGGGAUUUGAAAAUCAGGUCAACAAAUGCUUGGAACUGGCUGAAUACCUCUAUACCAAGAUUAAAAACAGAGAAGAAUUUGAGAUGGUUUUUAAUGGUGAGCCUGAGCAUACCAACGUCUGUUUCUGGUAUAUUCCACAAAGCCUCAGGGGAGUGCCGGAUAGCCCUGAGCGCCGGGAAAAACUACACAGGGUGGCUCCAAAAAUCAAAGCCCUGAUGAUGGAGUCUGGCACAACCAUGGUCGGUUACCAGCCUCAGGGAGAUAAGGCCAACUUCUUCCGGAUGGUCAUCUCGAACCCAGCCGCUACCCAGUCUGACAUCGACUUCCUCAUUGAGGAGAUAGAAAGACUGGGCCAGGAUCUGUAA
Messenger RNA from Pteropus alecto (black flying fox), 1809 nucleotides. RefSeq names its product glutamate decarboxylase 1 (gene GAD1). The transcript is spliced from 15 exons. Gene Ontology annotation, cellular component: cytoplasm; presynaptic active zone. NCBI's taxonomy places the organism in Eukaryota, Metazoa, Chordata, Mammalia, Chiroptera, Pteropodidae. The record is from RefSeq and is a predicted model, not a curated record. Gene Ontology annotation, biological process: GABA biosynthetic process. Gene Ontology annotation, molecular function: pyridoxal phosphate binding; glutamate decarboxylase activity.